Messenger RNA from Colletotrichum truncatum, 153 nucleotides. RefSeq lists its product as uncharacterized. Lineage: Eukaryota; Fungi; Ascomycota; Sordariomycetes; Glomerellales; Glomerellaceae. The record is from RefSeq and is a predicted model, not a curated record.
AUGUCCGAGGGCAUCUUGCCUUGUGACGAUCUGAGUUCAAUGGUCCUAGCUCCUUCUGGCUGCACGUCAUUCGCCACUCCCUCCUUUUGCCAACGAGCCAUCUGGCUGGUGGGAAAGUCCCAGUGGAGGAGCAGGCGCAGGGGGGGUCACUAG